Messenger RNA from Durusdinium trenchii, 2136 nucleotides. Lineage: Eukaryota; Dinophyceae; Suessiales; Symbiodiniaceae. The record is from the annotation of a GenBank genome assembly.
AUGGAGCGUGCGAACUCCCUCCAGCGCGCCCACUCGGGCCUCGCGCGCGUGCCGCGUGCGGGCGCGGGCGGCCGGACGUCGGAUGUGCUGAAGCGCUUGGGCGGUGCCCUCUCCGUGGAGGGGCCGGGCUCUCCGCUCACGGCCACCGUCUCAUUGCCACUGACCUCACUGGAGACAGAGCCCUCGGAAGAGGUGGAGAAGGAGGAGCCUUGUGGCUUAACUCCUGCAAGCUUGAAGCACUUGAAGCGGCAGCGCGAUGCUUUGCAAGAGGAUAAAGCACGCUUGCAGUCGGAGCUCAUUGAGACUGCCAAGCAGCUGAAGGAGCUGCGACCGCAGGUGGCGUCCUUGAAGCAACAGUUGGAGGAGGCCCUGUCCGAGCAUUUGCGGCUACAGGAGGCUUUGGAGGCCUCUGAGCAGCGCGCUUCCUUGGCGGAGCGCCGGACGGAGGAGCUCACCGAGGAGCUGGCGCACGCGGCCGCGGAGGUGGAGCGGUUGAAAGCUGCUUUGGAGGAGCAGAGGAAGCUCACGCAGGAGGUUUGUGAGGCAUCGGGCCGGAAGAAUGAGGCCAUGGAGAAACAGAAGGAGAAGGAGAUGGAGGAAUUGCAGCAGUUGGUGGAGCGACUGAAGUUGGAAAACCAGCAGCAGCGCUGUGACCUCCAGGCGCAACAGGAGAAGCACGCAGAGAUGAAGCGGAAUGUGGUUGUGGCCAUGGCAGCGGCGGAGAAGGCCAUGCAGAUGCAUCAGCAGCACAGCGCCCAGCUGGAGAUGCUUCGAAGCGCCAAGCUGGCAGAGGCGAUUAACCAGAAGGUGGAGCUGCACAUCGCGGUGCCCAAGGUCACCCUGACCUAUAACAAUGCGCCGCCCCUGCUCAUCAGCGUGGCUGCGGCCUUGGGAGAGGAUCGGCUACAGAAGUUCUUGGAUCAAGAAGUCUUUCCCCACUUCGAACCCUUGUGGGUACGCCUGGACGGCUUGGAUCAUGCGCCGGAUGGCUCUUCCAAGAAGGCCUAUUCCUCGCGUAUGUUGGACCGGUUGACUUCUGCAGUGAAGAGCUUCCUGGCGCGCUCGCAAGGUGAGACCGAGGGAAGUCCUUCAUCCGGUCAAGUGGGCGGGCAGCACGGGGCGGGUGGCGAAUCUGAAGCAGCUGCUUUGAACGGCGUUAGAACGGCCUCCUUAACGGCGGCUUUGGGGGUGAUGAAAGAAGCUGAAGAGGUCAUUGCCCUGGACGCGGUGGUCUUCGGGCUUUUCUAUGCGCCCAUGGUCCAGGACGUUGCAGGGCAAGUCCUAUUGACCUUGGCUUUCUCACUGAUCGUGGUCAUCAUGGUCGCGGCGGGCGUACAUGUGGCGAUCACGGACCCCUCCCAUCCAGAGGUCCCAUGGAAGAAUGGCAAGCUGACAGAUGCGGACUGCGCCUUCGACGAUCUUCAGCAAAAAGAGCCCUUUUGCUGGACCUGCCGCGUGCGACAGGAGUGGCGAACGGAGCAUUGCAACACCUGUCAACGGUGCGUCUCCAAGUUCGAUCAUCACUGCAUUUGGCUCAACAACUGUGUCGGUGGCGCCAAUUACCGGAGCUUUUGGGUGGCCAUGAUGUCUGCCGUGGCGAUGCUAGGCCUCUUCAUCCUCAGCGGCUUCGUGCUACUGGUGAAGUUAAGUUGCAUGCCGGAGCUUGAGAGCCAGGAGUACUUGCAGCAAGCCUUUGCCUUCCCAGUGCUGAAGAACAGCGUGAUCGCCGUCCUCAGCCUGGCGUUGAUCCUGAACUUGCCACUGCUGGUGCUCGUAGGCACGCUGCUGCUGUUUCACCUCUGCAUCUCGUGGAAGGAGCUCACCACCUUGGAAUACAUCCUGGCACACAUCACCUAUGAUAGGGCUCUCGAGGCGGAGUCUCCAACGCCCAUGUCCCACGAGGAUGGCUCCCCGUUUUUUCCACUUCCCAGAUGUGUGGACUGGGUCGUGUAUCGCCGUCGCACGCGGAAGCCCAAGGCCAAAGUGGCCCCGCAACCGGAGGAGGCUGAGGUUGAGGAGGGAAAGGCCGUCGACUUGGUGAACCGAGAGCCUUCGAUUGAGCCAAUCUCGGAGGACUCUCCUCCGCAGGCGGGAAAAAAGGCUUCAGAGGAGCGCACACGAUCUGAUGAGGUGUGA